UCGCCGGCCAGUGCUCGACCCGGUGGCGUGCUCGUUGCAUUCUCGUCGUCGUCUGUCACAUUCCGUCGCCGUCGUUGUCGUCAACAGCCCUACAUUUUUCCAACGGCUCCCAGUCCCUUUUUCCUCCAUUUCACAUCCAAAAAUAGCCCGACAACAGAAAUUUUAUGUCACUUAAAUUAUUGUUUUAAUGAUAAUAUUAAUAAUUGCGAUCUAGGUCUGACGACGCACAAUUAUUAUACAUUUAUUACGGUCUAAUACGUCAUUAUAAAUUGUACAGCGGCAAUAACGAAUAUAGCUCGCGUUUUACACGCGUAUAAAUUUCGGUGACCAUUUUUUUCAAAAUAUUUGCGAUCUGAAACGAUAACAGCGAACACGACUCCGCGGACAACAGCGACACAGUCGACGUGGCGUUAUUGCUCCGACUUAGGGCGGUCAGGAAGAAUACAAUGUGCGCAGCAGACACCGAUACAGACAUAUCUGACCACAGUGACUUGACUGGUUCGGUCGGACAACGACCGACCACGAUAACUGUCUAGGCCGGCGACGAGAACGUCACGCAAGUUCGGUUGACUUGAACGAUUUACGACUAUAAUUAUAUAGGCCCUUCGCCAGACAUGCGGGCGGCUCCGAUGCCGAAGGGACACGGUCGGACGAGCAAAAUCGUCCGACUCGCCGUUGUGAUCGCAGCGAUUGCGUUUUGCUUUACCACUCGAGUGAACGGUUUCGAGCCAGACUUUUUGUUCCCACUGGAAAACGUGACUAUUGCCCAGGGCCGAGACGCGAUAUUCACGUGUGUGGUCAACAAUAUCGGUGGUAACAGGGUGAGUGCUCCCGAAGGCGGCUUCACUUCAGCCAGGGUGGCUUGGAUUAAAGCAGAUACGAAGGCUAUAUUAGCUAUUCACGAACAUGUUAUCACAAACAACGAAAGGUUGUCCGUCACACACAACGAUUAUAACACAUGGACAUUAAAUGUUAGAACAGUCAGAAGAGAAGAUAGAGGCACUUAUAUGUGUCAAGUCAAUACGGACCCAAUGAAAAGCCAAAGUGCUUUUCUAGAAGUAGUUAUCCCACCAGAUAUCAUAUAUGAAGACACGUCCGGUGAUAUGAUGAUCCCUGAAGGUGGUUCAGCUAAAUUGAUUUGCAAAGCUCGAGGAUAUCCUGAACCAAAGAUAUUAUGGAGAAGAGAAGACGGAGGAGAUAUUAUCGUUAGAACGGGGACUACAAUAAAAACUAAAAUGACAUCAGUUGAAGGUGAAUCAUUACUUUUAUCAAAAGUGACAAGAUCAGAAAUGGGUGCAUACCUAUGCAUUGCGGCCAACGGUGUACCACCAUCGGUUAGUAAAAGACUGAUGCUCCACGUUCAUUUUCAUCCAUUGGUUCAAGUACCAAAUCAACUAGUGGGAGCACCUCAAAAAACAGACAUCACACUUCAAUGCUACGUCGAAGCUUCGCCAAAGUCAAUCAAUUAUUGGACAAGAGAAUCGGGAGAGAUGAUAAUUUCAAAUGACAAAUACAAUAUGACAGAAUUGACAGUUUCGUAUUACAGUGCUCAGAUGAAACUGACAAUUAGAAAACUUAGAAAAUCAGAUUUAGGAGGAUACAAAUGCAUAUCGAAAAAUUCAAUUGGAGAAGCUGAAGGAAAUAUUAGAGUAUAUGAAAUGGAUUUAUCUAAGCCCAGAACACCUAGCGAAGACGACGACGAUAAUGCUAUAAAUACGUUUAAUUCUGAAGAAGAUGAUUAUGAAAAUAGAAACACCGGACGCAAUUCUUCAAGCAAUUCACCAGCACUCAAAGAUCAAUCUCAUCGUUUACCUAGGUCAUCUUCAGACAAAAUACGAUACAUCAACUCCGUUAUGUUAAUAUCGAUAUUAAUAAUAAUGAAAUACUAAAUUGUUAUAAUGUAUUCAUAUUAAUGUAAACAAAUUCUCGGAGGUUGGCAUAUUCCAUUUAGACGACUCGUAUAAUACCUACGCAUCAUAUACCUAUUAUUCAUAUUAGUAAACUACCAAUACCUAUAUCAUUGUAUAUUAUAAUAUGUACAUUGUGCAGGUAUACAUUUUUCAUUUGCAUUCUUCCUACUUUUAAUAUCACCAAAACACGAUACGAAACUACCGGUAUGUAUACGAGAAGUAAUCCUAUUCAAAAAAGUAUUUUAUAAACGUGUACUUGAGUACACCGAUUCUGCUCUAGAUGACCUUGGUCAAAGGAUAUAGGUACCUAGGUACAUAUUAUCAUUUUGUUGGUAUUAAUGUGCCUGAACCGAGGAAGACGGAUAAAUACAAAUAAACGAACAACCUAUGACUAUACAACGCAUUUUAAAAAUAUUGUAAUUUGUAUAUAUUAUUUAUUUAUGGAUCAAUAAUUGUGUAGUAAUUUUAACUAUACAAAUUUUGUAACAUACUUACCUACAUACUUUUGAAGUACGUUAUUCAUAAUUACGAUGUACCUACCAUCAAACUAUUGUUUAAACUAUAACUAUAUUAUAUUACAUUUUAAUUUUGUAAAUAAUAACUCCUGUCAUCGCUCAACCUCCGUCUAUUUACAAUGUUAUCAUACAAGUUAAGACUAUAUGUACGCAAAUUAAUAAUAAUCAAAAAUUAUUCUCUAUGAAGUAAAUAAUUAUUAUGUUGUUAAUGAAUUUAUCACAUUGAAUGUUCUACCGUAAAUGAAUGUAAAAUAUUUACCACAAUAUGUAA
Messenger RNA from Diuraphis noxia (Russian wheat aphid), 2696 nucleotides. It is a transcript of the gene DIP-beta, whose product is annotated as Dpr-interacting protein beta. Gene Ontology annotation, cellular component: neuron projection. The record is from RefSeq and is a predicted model, not a curated record. Lineage: Eukaryota; Metazoa; Arthropoda; Insecta; Hemiptera; Aphididae.